UCGGGGCGGCGCAGAGGAGCGGGCGGGCGAUGGGAGACGCCGCUCCGGCGGGCUAGCGGGGCGGAGGCGGGGGCACCCCCGGGGCCGGCCCGCCCGGGGCUCGCCGCGGGCCCGCACCGAUGCUGGUGCACGGCUACGCGGGCAUGGACCGCGCCGAGGGGCUGCCCGGGGCGCCGGCCGGGGGUCGCCUGCCGCAGCUGCCCGCGCUCAGCCAGGCGCCCUACGGCUCGGCGCCGCCGCUCUGCCACACGCCCGCCGCCGACUUCCAGCCGCCCUACUUCCCCCCGCCGUACCCGCAGCCGCCGCUGCCCUACGCGCAGGGCCAGGAGCCCGGCUACGCGCCGCUGCCCGACCCCUACGGCGCGCUCAGCCCGCUGCACCAGCACCCGCAGCCCGCCUGGCCCCCGCAGCGCGCCCGCCCCGACGACGCGCCGCUGCUCUCGCAGACGCACCGCGCCCUGGGGCUCGACCCGCGCCGCGACUACCCCGCCGUGCCCCGGCUGCUGCACGGGCUGCCCGACGGCGGCCACGGCCUCGCCGACGGCCCGCUGGGCCUCCACGGCCUCGGCCACCACGGCCUCGAGGACAUCCAGGCCGUGGACGACGGCGGGAUGAACCUGCUCGAUCAGUCCGUGAUCAAGAAAGGCUGGCUCAGGUGCUCCGAUCACCUGCUGCUUGCGGGAACAGGAAAGCAGCAACUGAAGAUCGAGGGGGACUUUUGGUUUGCUCAGAUGACAAGAGACAAUUUUGGUUCCCCAAAAGCCAAGGAAACAAAGCUGUCAGGCUUUAAUGGUAGCUUGUCUCCCUCCUGCAGCAUGUUUAUGGGCAAACAAGCUGCAGAUCAGACCAGGCAAACAGCAGUGCCCAUCCCCUCCAAGGCCAAUGGCACCACCAUUUCCACCCUGUCAAUGAACAAAGAUGGUCUGAUUGGAGGGGUGACAAAUCCCAACGAGGUCUUCUGCUCUGUGCCUGGCCGCCUCUCUCUUCUCAGCUCCACCUCCAAGUACAAGGUGACGGUCGGGGAGGUGCAGAGAAGGCUUUCUCCCCCCGAGUGUCUCAACGCCUCUCUCCUCGGCGGGGUCCUCCGGAGAGCAAAAUCAAAAAAUGGGGGCCGGUGUUUAAGGGAAAGGUUAGAGAAAAUAGGACUAAAUCUACCUGCAGGAAGGCGUAAAGCUGCAAAUGUCACCUUGCUGACAUCCCUAGUGGAAGGUGAAGCUGUUCACCUCGCUCGGGACUUUGGCUACGUGUGCGAAACGGAGUUCCCAGCCAAGGCAGCAGCAGAGUACCUGUGCCGGCAGCACUCCAACCCCACCGAGCUUCACACCAGGAAAAACAUGCUGCUGGCUACCAAGCAAAUCUGUAAAGAGUUUGCAGAUUUGAUAGCCCAGGACCGCUCACCGCUUGGGAACAGCCGCCCCUCACUCAUCUUAGAGCCUGGCGUCCAGAGCUGUUUGACUCAUUUCAGCUUGAUAACCCACGGCUUUGGGGGCCCAGCUAUCUGUGCAGCACUCACGGCCUUCCAGAACUACCUGGUGGAGUCCCUUAAGGGGCUGGAUAAAAUGUUCAUGAACAGCACAGGGAACGGGCACACGGCUGGAGACUCCAAAGCAUCAGAAAAGGAAGUGAAGCAUCGGAAAUAACAUGCUGCCUGCUGCCCUCUCCCCAGCGAGGGAGCUUUUCCCAGGUGCUGUAGGAAGGCUUAUCGGCACCGGGGAAAAAGAAGACCCAAUGCACCGUUUUCUGAACUGUUGCAUUCAAACUUGGGAUGAAACUCAAAGCAAACAAAAGGGGGGGGAUUUAAAAAACUUAAGAAGAAAACAACUCUAAUGGACACAGUGAGAUUCAGAAAAAAAGCCAGCUUAAUGGCUUUCAGGUUUUGCCUUUUUUUUUUUUUUUUUUUAACAUGGAUGCAGGAAGCCAAGUUAUGUGCAAUUUUAUUUUGUUUUUGUUUUGUUUUAACCCAUAAUGAAAUCCUGACAUGUUCCAGGAACUUGUUCCAACUGAAAAACUGAGCAGAAAGAGCAAAGGCCUCAGCAACAGAAGAACCAGAGGCACAAGUAGCAGAGGGGGAGGGAGCUGGGUCACUGGCCAUACCUGGUUGUAUCACCUGUUUUUGACAGGCAAACACCCAGGAAACCUUCCUAUUUCACCAUCUACAGCCCAGUCCUAAAGCCAGGCCAAGAGAAAACUGCCAGAACUGCCUCGGAUGUCAAGCAGUUUCAGGACUUUGUUUACAGUUUUCAACAAACUGAGACUCAUGGUGGAUUUUCCCCGGGGUGGUGGAGCCCUAAGCUGUACCACAACAGAAGGAACAAACCUCACGCCCGGAUCGUUCCCAGGGCAGGAACCGAUCAAGGAGAACCUUCCCGAGGUUAUGUUCACAGCAGGGGGGAAUCAAGCAAGUUAAGUUAUACCCAGGAGUAAUUAAAACUCCAUGACCUAUAAGUAACAGCACACAAGUUUCUAAAAAUAAUAAUAAUAAAGCACAAGGAGCAGAACUUAAACCAGGCCAAACUGAACUGUUCCAAAUCUGUAUAUAUUUAUUUAUGUGUAAUUAAAUCUGAAAGUUUUAAAAUGUCCCGUGCAAGUUAUUUAUAUCAAAUUGAGUUGGGUUUUUUUUUUUUUUUUUUUGAGAGAUGAAAAGUCUUUGCAUUUUCUGCCAUUAGAAAUGGGAAUGAAGUUUUGGAUACACAAAACUGUAGCAUGGACAAAAUAGGCUGUGAUGAUAAUGACUAUAGAAGUUCUGCAGGAUUUUGUACUUGCUGUUGUUUCUCUUAAUGCUGCAAUAGAUGUACAACACCCACACCACAAUGUCAUUCUCAUUAUCUUAAUAAACCUCUUUCUAUUUGAAGAAAACA
This is a messenger RNA of Dromaius novaehollandiae (emu), 2858 nucleotides long. It is a transcript of the gene TFAP2E, whose product is annotated as transcription factor AP-2 epsilon. Bases 120 to 1640 code for a protein of 506 amino acids. Lineage: Eukaryota; Metazoa; Chordata; Aves; Casuariiformes; Dromaiidae. Gene Ontology annotation, molecular function: DNA-binding transcription factor activity, RNA polymerase II-specific; RNA polymerase II transcription regulatory region sequence-specific DNA binding. The transcript is spliced from 8 exons. The record is from RefSeq and is a predicted model, not a curated record. Gene Ontology annotation, biological process: regulation of transcription by RNA polymerase II; anatomical structure development; regulation of cell population proliferation. Gene Ontology annotation, cellular component: nucleus.